AUGCACUGCACACAGGUUUAUCUGGCGAUACUAUCCAGAAACCAUAGUUCAAAGGUCUGGGUCGCACGGCUAAAGAUAUACCGGAGGUUGAAGGCGCCCAUAGACAGAGAAACAGAGGAAGAGGGAGAGAGAGAUGGCGGUGGCCAACGCUUGGGCCACGGGACACUCUACAGUCCCGAUGACCCCAUACAGACCCUCCCACUCUUCUUCUUCUUCUUCUUCUUCUUCUUCGUCUUCUUUUGAUUGCUCCAUUGCCAAGAAAUCUGCUAAUUUCCCCAAACGACCACAUCUUAGAACCCGAAAGAGUUACAAGCUUUCUUGCCGUUACAGCUCAAUAGCUAGUAACAAUGGCAAUACCCAAAAUAAUUCUUCUUCGGAGUGGGAUUGGAAUCGGUGGACCCGCCAUUUCUCUGAAAUUGAACAAGCCGAGAGCUUUGCUUCAGUUCUUAAGUUUCAACUAGAGGAUGCAAUAGAAAAGGAAGACUUCCAGGAAGCUGCAAAGUUGAAAACAGCAAUUGCAGAAGCCACAUCAAAGGACAGUGUUGCUGAAAUUAUGUCUCAGUUAAAGGAUGCAAUAGAUGAAGAGUGUUACCUUGAGGCUUCAAGGUUGUGCAGAAGUACUGGAAGUGGGCUGGUUGGUUGGUGGGUGGGCUAUUCAAAAGAUUCCGAUGAUCCCUUUGGCAGACUAAUACGUAUAGAUCCUGGCAUGGGCAGAUUUGUUGGCAGAAGCUAUAGUCCAAGGCAGUUGGUCACUGCAUCUCCUGGAACUCCAUUCUUUGAAAUUUUUGUGGUCAAAGAUGUCGAUGACAGCUACACUAUGCAGGUAGUAUUUUUGCAGCGAGUGAAAGGAAGUACAGCGAACUCCACAAGUUCACCCAAUUCAAAACCUACAAAAGAGCCAAUUACUGCAGAAAUUGAGAAUGCAUCUGUAGUCGAUGUUAAAGUGAAUGAAAAUAAAGCACAAAGUAUUGAGGAUAAGGGCAUAAAUUUUGAGGUAGCAACCGAGGAAGGGAUCAAAAGUCUGAUAAAUUUUCUCAAAGAUAAAAUCCCUGAACUGAAAAUGAAAGUAUUGAACAUCAAUGUUACCGAAGAAGUAAUAAAAGAUAGCAACACGGUGAAGCAAUUCUUGGAAGAAGAUGGAGAGAAUACAUCAUCCACUGACGAUUCUGAAGACGAAGCUAGUAGAUUAGAUGACAAUCAGCCUGACCAGGUUCCUUUGGGAGGAAGUGGCGAUGCUGGGGAGGAUAGAAAGAAUUUAGAUACGAAGCUUUUCAUUGGUGGAGUAUUACACAAUAAGGAGGACAUUCCUUCCAAGGAUGAGUAUGUACGGGUACCAGCUGAAAUUGAAGAUAUGGAAAAGGAUACUUUUGUGCUACACAUUCCUAUGAAAAACCAAGAUAAGGAUGCUGAUGAAAAUAUUGCAUCUAAGGUCAAAAUGGCCGUAGGGGUUUCUGACCUCAUGCCUCCAGAUGUGGCCAAGACAUUUUGGAGUUCUGAUAAAAUUUCUUCAAAGGUAUCUAAAGAUGUGCGUGAAAUUGUCAAGCUUGCUGUUAGUCAGGCACAGAAGCGUGAAAAAUUAUCCGAAUAUACAAAUUUUAGUCGAAUAUCCACUUCCAAAGGUGAUGUAGAUCCGUUUGAUGGCUUAUAUGUUGGUGCAUUCGGCCCUUAUGGCACUGAGGUGGUGCAGUUGCGGCGUAAAUAUGGUAACUGGAAUGGUGUGAACAAUGCUGACAAACCUUCGGAUGUGGAUUUCUUCGAGUAUGUUGAGGCCGUCAAGUUGACAGGGGAUCUAAAUGUUCCCGCUGGCCAGGUGACAUUUCGCUUUAAAAUUGGGAAAGGGAAUCGCCUCCCCAACAGGGGUAUGUAUCCAGAUGAAUUAGGAGUGCUUGCGAGUUACAAAGGUCAAGGAAGGAUAGCAGAAUUUGGGUUUCGAAAUCCAAAGUGGGUUGAGGGUGAACUUCUUCAACUCAAUGGCAAGGGUAUGGGUCCAUAUGUCAAAGGUGCAGACCUUGGUUUCCUUUAUGUUGUUCCUGAGCAAAGUUUCCUUGUGCUAUUCAAUCGUUUGAAACUACCGGACUAG
Messenger RNA from Ilex paraguariensis (yerba mate), 2080 nucleotides. Lineage: Eukaryota; Viridiplantae; Streptophyta; Magnoliopsida; Aquifoliales; Aquifoliaceae. The record is from the annotation of a GenBank genome assembly.